GGUAAAUGUCAGGAGCAAUGGCUGGCGUUCCCCCCUGAACUAUCGCGCGGGCUUUUAUUUCGAUUUUUCUUUGCAUUAUCCUCUUUAUUUUCCGCUGGAAGGCUGUUUUUUUUUUGUUGUUUCCUGCCCUGCCGCUGGCCUGAGAGACUCGGAGGAGGAUGAUGUGCGAGGUGAUGCCCACCAUCAGCGAGGACACCCUCAGCCAGAGGGGCUCCCAGAGCAGCUCGGAGGACUCCAAUUUCGAGCAGCUGAUGGUCAACAUGCUGGAUGAACGCGACCGGCUGCUCGACACCCUCCGAGAGACCCAGGAGAGCCUGGCGCUGGCACAGGGCAAACUCCAGGAUGUCAUCUACGAUAGGGACUCUCUGCAGCGCCAGCUCAACUCUGCAUUGCCCCAGGAGUUUGCUGCACUGACAAAAGAACUAAAUGUAUGCAGAGAACAACUGUUGGAAAAAGAAGAGGAAAUUUCUGAACUCAAAGCUGAGAGAAAUAACACAAGACUUUUGCUGGAGCAUUUGGAAUGUCUUGUGUCAAGACACGAGCGAUCACUGAGAAUGACAGUGGUGAAACGGCAGGCACAGUCUCCUUCAGGAGUUUCCAGUGAAGUUGAGGUUUUGAAGGCACUAAAGUCACUUUUUGAACACCAUAAAGCUUUAGAUGAGAAGGUGAGGGAACGUCUACGAAUUGCUCUGGAGAGGGUAUCCACACUGGAAGAGGAAUUGACAGCUGCUAACCAAGAGAUAGCGCUACAGCAAGAACAAAAAGCACACUUCCAGAAGAGUGAAGAAUCUAUAGAAUCUGAGCUUCCAGAGGGAGCAGAGCCAGGUCAGAGGCUUCAUGGAAAGCGUCUUUCCAAUGGUUCAAUUGACCAUAAUAAUGAAAUGAAUCAAGUUGUGGAACUACAGGAUUUGCUGGAAAAACAGAACUUUGAGAUGACACAGACAAAAGAGCGGUUAGCAGCAUUGACUGGUCAGUUUGCUGAAGUGGAACAGGAUCUCGAAACAGCCAGAAAAGAUCUGAUUAAAUCAGAAGAAAUGAGUACUAAAUAUCAGAGGGAUAUUAGAGAGGUAAUUGCUCAGAAAGAAGAUAUGGAAGAAAGGAUAACUACACUCGAGAAGCGGUACCUUAAUGUACAGAGAGAAUCAACCUCAUUACAUGACAUGAAUGACAAACUGGAAAAUGAGUUGGCAAAUAAGGAUGCCUUCUUACGCCAGCUAGAAGAGAAAAAUAGACAGUUACAGGAACGUCUGGAACUUGCUGAACAAAAGCUACAGCAAACAAUGAAACGAGCAGAAACGCUACCGGAAGUGGAAGCUGAACUUGCCCAGCGAAUUGCAGCCCUGACAAAGGCUGAAGAGAGGCAUGGCAGCAUAGAAGAACGUUUGAGACAUUUAGAGACUCAGCUUGAAGAAAAGAAUCAGGAACUGCAAAGGGCCCGCCAAAGAGAGAAAAUGAAUGAAGAGCACAAUAAGCGACUGUCAGACACAGUGGACAGAUUGUUGACAGAGUCUAAUGAGCGACUUCAGCUGCACUUAAAAGAACGAAUGGCUGCAUUAGAGGAUAAGAACAUUCUGAUACAAGAAUCUGAACUCUUAAGAAAACAACUAGAAGAGUCUCUUCAUGAUAAGGAACGAUUAGCAGAAGAAGUAGAAAAAUUUCAUUCUGAGGUUCAACAAAUGAAAAUGCAAUCUGUUGCUUUAUUGGACCCAGCCAUGCCCAGGACACUUAUGGAUCCUUCACCUGAUAAGCGGUAUUCCAUGGGCUCAUUGAUAGAUAGCCAGUCUGACCAUUUUAGGUCAUCCAAAGUGCUAAGGAGAUCACAGAAAGGUCAUGCAAUAGGCCGCAGAGAAGAACCAAAGAUACAGACACUUGGUGACAAAGAAUGGAGCAGAACUCAGCAGAUCGGUAUGCUGAGCAGCCAUCAGUUUGAAAGUGACACUGAAAUGUCUGACAUUGAUGAUGAUGACAGAGAAACAAUAUUUAGUUCCAUGGAUCUUCUUUCGCCAAGUGGGCACUCUGAUGCUCAGACACUUGCCAUGAUGUUACAAGAGCAGCUUGAUGCUAUUAACAAUGAAAUAAGGUUGAUCCAGGAAGAGAAAGAGUCAACUGAACUUCGUGCUGAGGAAAUUGAGAAUCGAGUGGGUAGUGUUAGCCUUGAAGGUCUAAAUUUGGCCAGAAUGCAUCCAGGGAGAUCUAUUACAGGCUCUGUUACAGCUUCAUCAUUAGCUAGUUCCUCCCCUCCUAUAAGUGGACACUCAACACCCAAAUUCAGAGCACGUAGCCCUGCCCGGGACAUUGAUCGUAUGGGCAUCAUGACACUGCCUAGUGAUCUAAGGAAGCAUCGGAGAAAGAUUGCAGCUGUGCAGGAAGAUGGUCGUGAAGACAAAGCCACAAUAAAAUGUGAAACAUCACCUCCAUCAUCACCAAGACCACUCAGAAUGACACAAACUCUCCCAUCCUAUCAUGAUGAUGUGCGAAGUUUCUCAGCAUCAAUAGAAGCAGAAAUGGGCAACUAUAGUAGUACAAGUAGCCAGGACUCACUCCAUAAAGCACAAAAGAAGAAAGGAAUCAAAUCCUCAAUAGGUCGUUUAUUUGGCAAGAGAGAGAAAGGGCGUCUAGGACACCUUGCCAAAGACCAUUUGGCCUCAGUACAAGCAGGUAUCUUUGAUGCAGAAAUCAGUAACCAAGAUUCCCUUGGAUUGGGAAAAUUAGGAACACAAGCAGAAAAAGACAGAAGAUUGAAGAAAAAGCAUGAAUUAUUAGAAGAAGCCCGGAGAAAAGGUUUGCCAUUUGCACAGUGGGAUGGACCAACAGUAGUAGCAUGGCUUGAGCUGUGGCUUGGAAUGCCUGCUUGGUAUGUUGCCGCUUGCCGGGCAAACGUGAAGAGUGGUGCCAUUAUGUCUGCUUUGUCUGAUACUGAGAUUCAAAGGGAAAUAGGAAUCAGCAAUCCUCUUCAUCGUUUAAAACUCAGAUUGGCAAUUCAAGAAAUGGUAUCACUAACAAGUCCAUCAGCACCUCCAACAUCCAGAACACCCUCAGGAAAUGUCUGGGUGACACAUGAGGAAAUGGAAAAUUUAACAUCUGCUGCAAGAAUGGAGUCUGAAGAAGGCAGUUGGGCUCAGACUUUGGCCUAUGGUGACAUGAAUCAUGAAUGGAUUGGUAAUGAAUGGCUUCCUAGUUUGGGAUUACCUCAGUACCGCAGCUACUUCAUGGAGUGCCUGGUAGAUGCUAGAAUGCUGGAUCACCUGACAAAGAAAGAUCUCCGUAUUCAUUUAAAAAUGGUGGAUAGCUUUCAUCGAACAAGUUUACAGUAUGGUAUUAUGUGCUUGAAGCGGUUAAACUAUGACCGAAAAGAACUGGAAAAGAGGAGAGAACUAAGCCAGCAUGAAAUUAAAGACACGAUAGUAUGGAGCAAUGAUCGCGUCAUCAGGUGGAUAUUGUCAAUUGGUCUUCGAGAUUAUGCAAACAACCUCAUGGAAAGUGGUGUCCAUGGAGCACUCCUUGCCUUGGAUGAAAAUUUUAACUACAGCAGUUUAGCUUUAAUACUUCAAAUUCCCACACAAAACACACAGGCAAGACAAGUUCUUGAAAGGGAGUAUAACAACCUUCUUGCACUAGGAACAGAAAGAACUCUUGAUGAUACUAAUGAGAAAAAUUUUCAGCGAGGACCUUCCUGGAGAAAACAGUUCCCUGCGCGUGAAGUUCAUGGAAUCAGCAUGAUGCCAGGAUCUUCUGAAACACUUCCUGCAGGUUUCAGAUUAACAACAACAUCCACAAAAAGAUCCUCUGAUGUUGCCUCAACAGGAAUGCAAAGAAUAGACAACUCAACCAUUCGGACUUACUCUUGCUGACAUCGAGAGAAAUUAAUCAGCAAUGUCUUGUGCAUUUGGCCAAUACCUGUAUGCAAAAACUUCCAUUGGCUUUGAAGACUGACAAUACCAACAGCAAUUUGCCAGUUAAAUGAAUUGGAUAUUGCUAAAAGUACAUUCUCAAAGUGCAACAAUGUUUUUGUAAAGAAAUUAGCUUAAGGACAGUUAUAAUUUAUAAAUGUCAAUUUAUUAUAUUUCACUAUCAACUGAGUUGAUACUGUUCAGUAAAUGUUUGACGGAAAAGUACUGCACUCACUCUUUUCAGAUCUCAGUGUAAGGAUGGACAUGUUUUAGCAUCAUUGUAUCAUGUCAUUUGUUCUUGACUCACAGUUUACAAAAAUGUCUUGUAUAAUAUUGGCUGAACAUAUGUAGUGUGUAUGGAUUUCUUUAUAUAUAUGUAUGUUGUAUGUAAAUGUAUAUAAAUAUUUUAUAAAAAAAAACAAAAGUACUGCACAGAAUUUACAUGUGGUUUUAAUCAGAACACACUCAUUGUCAAAUAAUUCUGCUGUUUGUAUCUCAUCACCUGCCAUAGACUUUGUGAUAUUUAAUACAGAAAACCAUUUUUACAAAAAUUUACUAAAACAAUGCAGUUUGGACUGUAAUUUCAGUAAUAUUCCUAACUUUCUAACAUGCAGUUGAAGCUGGAAUCCUGCCACAAUCCAAAUGUUAAAUAUCUGAAAACCUUACAUUGCAGAAUCAAUUUUCUUCUGGGCCUCUGUAAGGUGAUGAGACUGUAUUUAGAUGACAAAAAAGCAUUGUAAUCCCUCUGCUAAACUGCUAAUUUACAAGACAUGAACCUUAUUCUUGGAACCUAUUCUGCAGCCCACAAUUAAUUUGACUUGUGGACCAAGUUUUACUUUGCAGUCUUUGUCAGAAUUGUGCUAUUAUGAUCUAAAGAUGUGAGCCAAAAUUUUGCAAACUGGUAUAUUUGGUGUUGCCAUUUGUUUAUGACAAAUCUUUUGUCUUUAUAACUUGACACUUGUUGAACUCAAGCUUACCUGCAAGCUUCUGCCAAGCUUGCCUUGUAAAGACUUUAUACUGUUAAAUUCACUUUAUUAGAAGAAAUAACUGAAAGACAGAAUGUUAUGCAGACUAAAAUGUAUAAAAUAUUAGUCAUUUGAUCAGAUUUAUUGCCUGCUGCAGUAUUAUUUGUCCUCAUAUUGUUACUCUUUGUAGAAAUUUGGAGAAAAUUGUGAUAGCUUUAAUAUUCUGGUUGCAAGCUCAAGCUGCUUUGACCUCAGCUUUAUGAACUGUCUUUUAGUUAUUUCCCUUUGCAUUUCUUUUGCUGUUUUGUAUGAUCAAACACAUUCUGUUUAGUCCCAUAUUUGUUUACUGCUUGAUUUCAGUCAAAGCUAAUGGUGAUCCAGUUAUUUUGCACUGUCAAUAAAGAGUACCACUGAUAAGACCUAUUUCAAAGUCACUUUAGUGAACCAUUGUGAAAUGGAUUGCUUAAUUUCUCUCAAUUUUUAUUUAAGUGACAGGAUUUAAUGCCUUUAAAGAUAUUUGUUUAAGAUUUCCAUUGAAGUUUCUUCAGGAAAGUGG
Messenger RNA from Pristis pectinata (smalltooth sawfish), 5411 nucleotides. It is a transcript of the gene ppfia2, whose product is annotated as PTPRF interacting protein alpha 2. Gene Ontology annotation, cellular component: presynaptic active zone. The transcript has 30 exons. The coding region runs from base 159 to 3851 and encodes 1230 amino acids. Gene Ontology annotation, biological process: synapse organization. Lineage: Eukaryota; Metazoa; Chordata; Chondrichthyes; Rhinopristiformes; Pristidae. Gene Ontology annotation, molecular function: protein binding. The record is from RefSeq and is a predicted model, not a curated record.